Closterium sp. NIES-65 is the source of this 2313-nucleotide messenger RNA. The record is from the annotation of a GenBank genome assembly. NCBI's taxonomy places the organism in Eukaryota, Viridiplantae, Streptophyta, Zygnematophyceae, Desmidiales, Closteriaceae.
AUGGCUACUGUCCUUGAUGUCCGGAGCGAGGUGACAGGCAAGCGCCCCAUCAAGCUGACCCCGAAGAUGCAGGGAGCUGGGGGUCUUGGUACCCGCUUGAGUGGCGGUGUCAAGAAGCGCAAGGCUGUUGGCGGCCGACUGAUCACGAAAGCGCGCAAGGAUGGCGCUUCUGAGCACGUCGAUGACAACGAUGAUGUCGACGAUGUUGCGGGCAACACCGGCAUUGACAACGCCUCUGCUGCCGCAGCUGACCCGUCUAGCGGUGCUGGUGAUGCCGCUCCCUUGGGGGUCCAAGUCCAUGCUGACGACUUCAGUGAUGAGGAGCAUGAUGAGGAAGAGGAACGCACGAAGCUGCAGACGGAAAAGCAAGUUUUAACCGUAACGCUCAUUUCCUGUGCUGCAGGGGACGGGCGACAGGACACGCUGAACAACAUCACCGAGCGUGAUGGGGCGUCGCUUCCCUCUCAAAGUCCUGCUGGGAGCCCCCUGGAGGGUGUUGCCGCGGCAUCUGACCAGGCUGCUAACGGGCGGCUUGCUGAGUUGGAGCGAACCACGCAGCAGCAGUCACAGCUGAUUUCGUCGCUUUUGUUGCAACUUAACAACGGGUCCUGCUCCCUGGAGAGGGGUGCGAUGGGUCAUGCCUCGGGGUCUCCAAGCACCAAUGGAACGCCGCGAUCAGCACCAACGUCGCAGCAAGCUCAUGUCGCCACACCCGAACGCGAAAUGCUGCAGCGCCCGACAUCCAACCGUGCUUCCCCUGUCGUGCCGCGGAAGCGGAAGUAUCCAACGAUGAAGAACAACGGUAACGUGUGCGACGUAGUCCUGCACACGUCACUCAGCGGUAUCCCGUUGAGGGACCAGAUCCUCAUGCGCCAGUUGCCUUCCUAUGGCAAGGCAUGGAACUCGACUUGUUCUUCUCGCAUGCUGAUUUGCCACGUUUCCAAGUUUCCAAAUCUCCCUAUUCUUUUCCGCAUUCCCAUGUACCAGAAAAAAAUGGAGCUUGCUGUGGUUGUGGCGUUCUUUCGCCAACCGGACGACGUUACGAGCGUGUACCCGUCAGAAAGCGUGGUGAUGCGGUGCCUCAUCGGUGUUUGGGGCGAGAGCAAGGCUGCCGCGCUAGUAGCAGUCAUGACGUACUGCGUGGCGCGGGCAGGCGCUUCAACGCGCAAGCAGAGUGAUUGGCGUGCGCGGAUCUCGAUGAAUGGGCGCCGGAAUUUUGCUGACGCCUAUGGGCUAGCUUGCGAAGCGAAUCCCCGUCUGAAGUUCGAUUACAGCGAGCUGAUUUGUGAUGAGGAGCGCACACCGACCCAAGUAUACAACUUGGAGAGCAAGGGUGGGAUACCACUGGUCAAGCCUCUUGAAAAGGGAGGGCUUCUUAUCUGGCACUUUGCUGAAGGCACGAUGCGCCCGUUUGGCACUGCGCUCUUCGACAUCAUCGUCCGCAACGCAUUUCAGAAGGGUGCUGGCGGGUCGGCUACGGUGGUGAAGGCGUACCACAUCGCCUAUCUGCUGUAUCUGUCCCCCUUUGAGUUCUCACUGGGCGAGUACGGGCAGUCCCCCUUUGAGUUCUCACUGGGCGAGUACGGGCAGUCCCCCUUUGAGUUCUCACUGGGCGAGUCAGGAGGGAGCCUGCAGCUCGCAGUGAUGAGCGGCACCAUCAAAUGGCCGCACCCGCCGCUCUCCGCCUCCUCUUUUCCAUCCCCUAAUCUCCCCUCUUUUCUCCUUCUCCCCAUUUUCCCCCCUCCCCCACCCCUACCCUUGCUUCCUGCACUCUUUCCCCGGCCCUUUCUCCCCAUUCCCUCCCGCCUUUUUUCUUCUCCUUUCCCGAACCCCAGGUACGGGCAGUCCCCCUUUGAGUUCUCACUGGGCGAGUCAGGAGGCAGCCUGCAGCUCGCAGUUGAAUAUUCCGUGGUGCACCACAAGGCUCGUGGCAAACGCAUUCCUACGGAUGCGGAUGUGAAUGCAGCUGACAUUGCCUGCUACCACCGCAAGGUGAAGGCGGCCAUUCGCAAGACCCUCGAGGAGUCCCCGGAUGACCAGCUUCCUGCAUGGUCGGAGCAGUAUCAGGGGUGGGUGUUUGGACCCACCGAGACUGUGGUGAUCUCGGGCAGCGGCUUCCCCGACCUCGUUCCCGAUGGGGCUGACCCCGAUGCUGCCGAGAAGAAGGCGGUUGCUCUCCUGUUCGAGUAUGCCCAGGUGGAGCCCGAGAAAGGCAAGAAGAAGAAGACGGGUUCCAUCAACAGUGAUGCCACCAUGGAGCGUGAUCUCCUGGAUGAUGUGGGUGAGUGGGAGGAUGCGGAGGAUAGUCUGUAG